This is a messenger RNA of Morone saxatilis (striped sea-bass), 5286 nucleotides long. RefSeq names its product zinc finger and BTB domain containing 21 (gene zbtb21). The transcript has 2 exons. Gene Ontology annotation, cellular component: nucleus. The record is from RefSeq and is a predicted model, not a curated record. Gene Ontology annotation, molecular function: RNA polymerase II cis-regulatory region sequence-specific DNA binding; protein binding; DNA-binding transcription factor activity, RNA polymerase II-specific. Gene Ontology annotation, biological process: regulation of transcription by RNA polymerase II. The coding region runs from base 130 to 3192 and encodes 1020 amino acids. Lineage: Eukaryota; Metazoa; Chordata; Actinopteri; Moronidae.
CUCAUCCCUGGUGUGGGAUGACGUCAAAUUCAAGAUGGAUGGAAUCACGACUAGCGCGCAGAAAUCUACACAACAGUGAAUAAAGUCCCGGCUGUGUGGAGGAAAGCGCGUACUGACGACGGCCAGGCCAUGGAGAGCCUAAUGCAUUACAGCAAUCCCUCCCAUGCCCUCUCAGUGUUAGGGGUUUUGAAUGAGCAGCGCCUGAGGGGGCAGAUGUGUGAUGUUGUCCUGGUUGUGGCGGACCAGAGGUACCAGGCUCACAAGAGUGUUCUGGCUGCCAGCAGUGAGUAUUUCCAGUCCCUAUUCACACGGACGGACGCAGAGUCACUGAGAGUUGUAAACCUGGACUUUUGUGAGCCUGACGCCUUCGAGAUAGUUCUGAACUACAUUUACUCCUCCUCACUUUUUGUUGACAAAGGGAGCCUGGCGGCCAUUCAAGAGCUGGGCUACAGCCUUGGCAUCCCUUUCCUCACCAACAUUGUGUCGACACGGCCACAUGCAUCCUACUGUGUGUCUAGAAAAAGGCUUUCGUUCUCAGAAGGGGACGAGAACGACAUCCAGACAAGGAGCGUCAUUGUGUGUCGGGUCCGGAAUGACACAACCCAUCCUCCACGCUCAAAUUAUCAGAGAAAAACAUCAGAGAGAUCCUCAUCUCCCCGCUCUACUCGAGAGUCAGCUCAGCCUCCAUCAGAACGCAACUCAUAUGAAUCAGUAAGAAACUCUGAAUCCAUUAGCAGGAAAUCAUCUGAGCAGAGUGAAGUUGCUGAAAGGAAGUCCACCUACCCAUACACCUCCAUAUUAAAAGGGAAUUCGUCACACAUCACAUCUGUUAGGCCCCAGCUAACAUCAUCAGUGUCUUUCAGUGAUGCUGAAGUGCAGCACAUCAGGCUGCAGUCAGGCAUUGAUCAGGACACUAAAGAGGACAAUGAGGAGCAAGAGCCCCACUAUCACACCAAAGUGCCCUUUCAGGGUCAGGCCAGGGAGCCAAGCCAGACCAUCGACAGGAGCGGGCCGCUCAUAAAAAGCCUACUUCGAAGAUCACUAUCCAUGGACAGCCCCGUUCCAGUCUUCUCACCCACACUGGAGCUCAAGGAACUACAAAAUCGUGAGCAGUCAGUUGUUAAAAUAGUAUCAAAAGCCUCCGGGCCAGAAACAUCUGCUCACAAUGGCAAUUCAAAAAGAACAUCUCCCCUGGUUCUCAGGUCAAAGUACCCCAGCAGGUAUGAUGAAGAAACUCAGGUAGAAAGAGAAGUCAGCGUGAAAGCUGAGCCCAGCAGUCCACUCGCUGACCCCAUGGACAUUAUUCGAAUCACAGUUGGAGAUUCAUUGCCAGUCAAUCUUAAAGACUUGCAAACAAAUUAUGACCAAGGUUCCAGGCCAGACUUCAAUUCUUUUGGGAAAAGAAAGGACAGGCCAGACAACAGAAGGUACCCAUUCAAGAAGAGCAAACUAUUUAAGGAACAUACCCUCUCACUUGAUGAGAACAUGUCAAAAACAGUACCUCAGAGUGCCAGCAGCGACUCAAAUGAGAACAGUGAGGAGCCGCCCCAGAACAAGAUUUUCAAAUGCUGGAACUGUUUAAAAGUUUUCAGAUCCAGUGCUGGACUACAUCGCCAUGUAAAUAUGUAUCACAAUCCCGAAAAGCCGUAUGCUUGUGACAUCUGCCACAAGCGCUUCCAUACCAACUUCAAAGUGUGGACUCACUGCCAAACUCAGCAUGGUGUAGUACAAAACCCAGCCUCAUCAUCCAGCUCCUCUGUACUGGAUGAGAAAUUUCAAAAGAAGUUGAUAGAUAUUGUGCGUGAGAGGGAAAUAAAGAAAGCCUUGCUUUGGAAGUUAAAGAGGAAUAAACAGGGCUUGCAAUCUCCUGCGCUCACCAAAAAGAGAUCAAGGCCGAGCUUCAUAUGUCCUUACUGUGGGAAAGUAUUUGUGUUUCAAUCUCAGUACAGACAGCAUUUAAGGACACAUCCUGCUGAAAAAUCUGAGCAGGAGACAGCGAACGAGAGCAUCCUCUACCAGGAACAGGAUGAGAUCAUUCAACAGAAGGACACUGAUGCUGGUGUUUAUUCCUGUAAACUCUGUAACAUGAAGCUGUCUUCACUCUUUGAACAAGGCGACCAUGAGAGGGGAUGUCGACAUGCGACCGUAUGCCCCUACUGUGGCCUCCGCUUCUCAAGUCCAACAGUCAAGAAAGACCACGAGGCACACUGUAAGUACAAGAAACUGACGUGCCUGGAAUGCAUGCGGACAUUCAAGUCCUCCUUCAGCAUCUGGCGCCACCAGGUGGAGGUCCACAACCAAAACAUGAUGACUGUUAAAGACCACCUAAAGCAGCAAGAGAUCAACGAAGAGGAGUCUGAAAUGCUCAGAGAGGAGCAUUACAGUGAUGAGCCUCUAGCAACUGGGAGCUCAAGGGAAAACAUAAGUUACAGUGACUCCUCAGGUCCACCCAUGUAUGAUUCAGAAGACUCCUCAUCCUAUGUGCCUGAGGACCUGAGCAUGGGCCACCAUGGCAAGCUGGUAGUGAAGGAGGAGCCAUUAGAAGAGGCUGUGAGUGAGAGGGAAAACACAGAGACUGCCAAAACUGGGCCUGAGGAAGCCGGCGUGUGGCCAUGUGAGAAAUGCGGAAACCUUUUCAGCUCUCGCAAAGACCUGGAGCGCCACCAGGAGCUGCUAUGCCACAUCAAACCGUUCAUCUGUCACAUCUGCAACAAAGCCUUCAGGACCAACUUCCGCCUUUGGAGCCACUUCCAGUCCCACAUGUCAACUGCUAACGAACCUGGAGCCAAAGAGAUCGACAGACACCCCUCACCUCUGUCUCCCUCCCCUCCCACGACCCCUCAAAACUCUGAACGUCCCUCCCCACAGGCCUCCGUGCUCAAAUCCACCCAGACGGCGCCAGUCGCUGCAGCAAUGGCGGAGGAGUCCAGCAGCCCGGAGCCCUGUAGCUCAUCGGUAAGCAAGACGAAGAGGCCUGAACUAGAGCGGCAAUCCAGCAGCCACAGCCCUCUGUCCAGGUCCAACAGCAUGGAGAACCCAGGUGGCCCUCAGGAAUCAGACACACUCUUUUACCAUGCACCGUCUCUCUCUGCCCUGACGUUUAAGAGGCAGUACAUGUGUAAACUCUGUCACAGGACCUUCAAGACAGCCUUUAGUCUCUGGAGCCAUGAGCAGAGUCAUAGCCACAUGUAAGCAUCAGACAAGUUGCAGUAGUGCAUUUCUCAUGAGAGACUAUACUUAAUAUUAGAAUAAACACACCUCAGCCUACAAAAGGAAGACUUUGAAUGUAUAGCUUAUUUGCUUGCCUCCAAUGUCAUAUAUUAAAGUGGCCAUGUUCAUUAGAGGUGUAAACGUGAAUGUGCAAUCAAGUGCUAGAUUCCUCUGUGAGACGAGAUGAUUCUAAAUGGUUUAUUUUCCUUUUCAAAAUGACAUUUUAAACUACUUUUAGUUGUCUGCUUGUAUUUAUCUAUCUAGGUGUUUUGAGAAAACAAGGUACAGAGUUGCACCACAUUACUUCAGAUGUACCCCUUUUGAUUUGCAGGUGCAAUGAAGUACAACCUAUGUACAUUGUUUUCUCAGAGUGUGGAAAAAGUGCUUUAAAUUUCUGGAGGCUGCAGGUGAAGAAUAGUAGUGCUUUUGCUUUUGUAUCAGAUCUAUCUCUUGAUGUGAGUUACAUCCCUUAAGAUAAUAUUUGUGGCCUCAACAAUGUAUUCAAUAUGCACUUUGUUUAACAGUUGGAUUCUGUUAUAGGGGACAUAGUACACAAUGUUUGCUCGGAUCCUUUCACUAACUGAGGUUUUAGGCUGAGGAAGUAGAAAUGAUAAAUAGGCCCAAUAGUUUCUGUUUUGUUUCUUAGCAUUCUUUUGCAUUUGUUCUCAUAUUUGAGUUUCUUGUUGCCUUUGUUUGUGGAAUGGGCUGAUUAAAUUAAGACCCUCAGUAUAAUUAAGUUAUAUCACAUACUGUACAUCAAUCACAUCUCAUACAUGUUGUUAUAGACAUAGCAUUUCAGUAUGCAGACCUCGAUUGCUUACGGUCUUCAUUCAGUAAUUUAUAAUUGAAUUACUAGCCCAGUGAAUGUUGUUAUGCGUGUACAAAUGAACGAGACAGUGCAAUCAUCAGUCAUAAGAUUUGAAAUCUGUGUGGGGUUUUUUCCACAGGUAUAUGACUAAAACAUUUCUAAAUGUUACUGUAAACACACUUUGUAAAAGAUACUCAGACCAGCUUAGUUGUAAAAAUGGGGGCACUGACAGUGAAAAUAAUGGGCUGGGUCGGUUUGAUAGUAUCCUAAAUGCUAGAUAACAUCAUUCAAGUAUUUGGCUCAUUACAUCAGCUGCUAGAAAUCAAUCUGAAAUAUUUAUAGCAAGCAAAGCACACUGCAGCUUAGUAAUGCAAUUUAUGGUUCUAUUCAAAUAAUGAAUAUGAAAAAUAUAAAACAAAUUUGUGUAUAUUAGACAUGGUCACAGUGUCUGAAUCACUUAAGUCCGCCACCCCAGUGCAACACCAGUGUUAUGUAAAUACUCAUACUGAUAGAUUUUUGCAUUUAAACACAUUUGGUAAUUAACCAAGCUUUACGAUGCUUUGAUGGCCUUAUGCAACUUGAAAAAUAUUUUGUCAAUAUUAUUUUACAUAAAAGCACAAGAGAGUUUCAAAUGACUUAUGACUCAGGCUUUUCAAGGUGGUAAAGUCGAGAAGAGGGAGGCAUGAGAAAGCAAAUCUUUUAUUCUAUGAACGGUGAGUGUUCCUGCUUCCUAAAGAUUUAUUAUUAAAAGACUGUGUUUUGAUUGUAUUCCAGUUGUUUUACAAUUGUAUUCUUGUACAAGUAUAUACUUCUGCUUUGGCUUGAUGGAUUAGAACUUUGUCAUAAAUUAUUAUGAUCGCUACUAUUUGGGAGAUGUUGCAUUCAAAGAGUGCUCCACACAAACUAUGGGAAUUUGUUUUCCACUAAAUGAGCAACGCGAGCUGCAUUGUGAUGUUAAAUUCUUUGGAGAAAUUCUGUAUUCAUAAUAGUGCUCUUAAUUUCUUGUGAUAAAAGCUUUCUGAAAGUUUCACAGAAAUGAUUAGAAUUGUGUAUAUGGAAGUGUUUGUAUCCUCGAUUUUGUACCAAUUUUGUUAGUAAACAAAGGUUUUAUCUUUUUAGUAUUCCUGUGCUCUCACUGCAAUAAUGAAUAUUUGUAUCAGCAUUGGUUGCAUUAUUGUUGCUUUUGGAGACUUGCAGCUGUUUUGUGUUUAGGUUUUUCUACAGUUUUUGUGCUUCAUUUCUGUAAUAAAGAGUAACAAUGGAGUAUA